GACCUACGCCGUUAAAGUCCUAUUAAAUUCCUUUUUAUCUUUCUACUUUCUCUCUCCUCUCUCUUGCGCUGCUUUCUCUCUCCUCUUUUUUGCAGUUUAGGGUGGAUAAUUCUUAGCGCCGGAACUUUCAUCAUCAAAUUCAUCGAUUUUUGGUAAUGCUAAGUAGAUAAUCCACAAGUACAUCUGUCAAGUGGCUGGGAUAUUCCAAUGGGACGACAGUAAGAUUGGUAGCAAUUGUGAAAUAUAUCUGUCCAUAUUGUAUGAAAGUUAGCAUCAUCUCUGUGUAAUAUAGGUACUAUAUCUUUUUUUAAAGGUUUUUUUUCAUAAUAAAUGGAAUCCAGUUCAGUUGCUCUCAGGGUUGAUCACUUGUAUAUUAUGGCACCUGUGCCGCGCUCUUGAUCUGUACAUACGAGUCAAAACUGUUUGGCCUUGUUCUAGGUGAAUUUUUGGAUUUAGGUUUGUUUACAGGGAUUGAUCCACUAUAUACCAAUGGAAGGAAAAUACGCAAAGGUAUUGGAUAGUAGUCGUAGAGUUGUUGUUGACUUGAAGAGGAAGAGAGCUGCUAAGUUUGCUACGAAUGUGGCGCGUAAUGUCAUUCCCCUCUCUACUUUGAAGUCAUCUAAGCUUGGCAAGCGAAAGAAACCUGAUGUCUGCAAGGCCAAGUGCAGGAGCUGUAAACUUGGUUCUCGUAGAUCCUUGGUUCGUUACUACGCAAAUUUUAUGAAAAGUGGGCUGCCCAAACGUUUGAUGUUUUUCCAGAAUGGAGAAUGGGUUGAUCAUGAUUCCGAAGUUGUUGGCUUGGUUAAAAAAGAUUUUGAGUUUAAAAAGGGUGCUGUUGAAUUGAAAUUCAAGAGUUACCAUCUUCUGCUUGAUUUUGUGCAUAUGGUGCAACUCAAUUUGAAAACUUCUUUGGAACAGUCCAUUGCAUGGAUUGAUGAAAAUGGAUGCUGUUUCUUUCCGGAAGUUUAUGUUGAUGUCAAUGAUCAGCAUGGGCUUUUCCAACCAGAGAUUCAGAGAGAUGGGAUAAAUGACACUCAAGAGAUAAAGCUGCAGAUUGAAAUUGAAGUAAAUGGGGUUGGUGACUCACAAUUUAUUGAACAUUGCGGUGAAUCAAGUCCUGUUGUGAAACGUUUAAAAGUUGGUCAGAAUGCUGAAAUUGAGGAUAGCUGCAAUAAGGUGUCUGAUGUGAGGAUGAAUGAAGAUGUUGGAGAAAAUCAACAUCUUGAGAAUAAUUUGGAUGCUGAGGUUGAUAAAGUGAAAUUUGAUUUGAAUUCUGAUGCUGUGAAAGAAAUGUUUCUAAAGGGCAUGGAUUCUGCUGGUAGUACAAAUGUUGUAGGAAUUUGUCCCAACUCAGCUGCUAUGUGCCAAGGUCGGUUGGAGCUUUUCUUGAAGCAGGUUGAGAUAACGAAAAAAUACCGUGGUAAUCCUAAUGUUUGCUAUGCAUGGCUUGCAUCUACCAAAGAAGCAUCUUCUGGAAUUAUGACUUACGGACUAGGGCAUUUGGGCUUUCAGCAAACCAAGUCCAUAUAUGGCAUUGGUGUUCAUCUCACAGCUGAAAACUGUGCUGGUGCCAGUGUAAAUUAUUGUGAUAUUGACGAAAAUGGAGUGCAACAUAUGGUUCUUUGUCGUGUCAUCAUGGGAAAUAUGGAGAUAGUUCAUCCCGGAUCCAAGCAAUUCCACCCUAGUAGCGAGAGCUUUGACAGUGGAGUUGAUGAUCCUGAAAAUCCACGACAUUAUAUAGUGUGGAGCAUGAAUAUCAAUACUCAUAUAUACCCUGAGUAUGUUGUUAGUUUCAAGGUCCCUGCUAAUGAUGAAGGUCAAAUUUUGAAGAAUGAUGGCAACCUUGAUAUUGUAACUGUCAAGACCGGUCAUCAAAGCCUUAUGAAACAGUGCAAAAUGGAGACUGUAGCUGACAUUGCAAAUGAUCAUGUGUCGAAUUUGACAAGUGAUGGAAGUAAAGAAAGAAGUGCAAGUGUGAGUUCAUUUCCAAAAUCCCCUUGGAUGCCGUUUCCGAUGUUAUUUGAAGCAAUUUCAAAGCAAGUUCCGCGAAAUAAAAUGAAGUUGUUGCUUGCAUAUUAUGAGCUAUUCAGGAACAAGAUAAUUUGUCGAGAGGAUUUUGUAAAGGAGUUGCGCCUAAUUGUUGGAGAUACGUUGUUGAGGUCUACGAUAAACGAACUCAGCUUCAAGGCGCCCCCAACCAAUGACAAUGUGAUGGCAGUGACAAACCAAGAAGUAGGAAGUUAAAAGGUAGCUUGUUUAGUGGCCCUAGUCCAAGUUCUAUAAAUAUGUGGUACUUCGGCAAGGUGGCAAUGCGUCGACAUGAAGUUUGUGUAUAUGAAUACUUGUUCUGGGUCGUCAAGUUUUCAGGUUUAUUUAGCUUGCUUUGUGGAAUUUUUUUUUUUUUUUUUUUUUUUUUUUUUUUUUUUUUUUUUUGUAGUUUGUAGUUGAACAUAUUUCAUAAGUCAUACUUAAACUCUGGUUUGGAGUUAACCCUAUGGAACAAGUGAGGGAUCUGUGUUUUGUUUGAAAUAAUAUGAUUUACAUUUCUGGAGAUCA
Messenger RNA from Chenopodium quinoa (quinoa), 2556 nucleotides. RefSeq names its product inactive poly [ADP-ribose] polymerase RCD1-like. Bases 490 to 2244 code for a protein of 584 amino acids. Gene Ontology annotation, molecular function: NAD+ poly-ADP-ribosyltransferase activity. The record is from RefSeq and is a predicted model, not a curated record. The transcript has 9 exons. NCBI's taxonomy places the organism in Eukaryota, Viridiplantae, Streptophyta, Magnoliopsida, Caryophyllales, Amaranthaceae.